UUGGUUGUCAACUAUUUGAGAUGAGGGGAUUUGAUAGUUUUGUGAUAUAGAGACUUUGGAAUUGGAAAUUUAUUUGAAAUUAAGGUAACUUGUUUUGCAUAGAAUCGUCGGGAAUCAUUUUAGAUUAUCGUGCCGUAAUAAAUUAUCGAAUGAUAAACUGUGUUAGACUAUCGAACAGUAAACUAAGUUAGACCAUUGAACAGUUCAUUUUUUUUAUAUUUAUUUUGUCGUAAUAGAGUAUCAAACGACCAGUAGAUAUUCAUGUGCCACAGCCAUGUGGGAUUGAGAAAUUGUUUUACUGAUGAGUUCUUUAUAUUUGUUUCAUCCAAUAUAAUUUCAUUACUUAUUUUAUAUCACUUUUUAAUUAAAAUAAUUAUGCUUGGUCAUACUAGUUGGGUAUGCUACUUAUUGGGCAUGUGGAGCUCACAUUGUUUUAUUUAAUGUUUUCAGAUACUAAACAUGGAGCAUCUGGGAGGUAGGGGAAAUAGAGAGCCACCUUAGAAAUAGACUAUUUACUUCUUUCCCAUUAUACUUAGCAUUUGUGGACAUUUGAAAUAAAGAGAUUUUAAUUUAGUGCUAGUUAUACUUGAGAUUCUUGGCUUUGCAUGAACUUUUUGUGGGUUGGAACCAUAGAGAGAGCAAGGAUGCCAACGGUCUCAUGGGAAAAUAUAUGUCUACCUAAAGAGGAAGGUGAUCUGGCAGGAUACAAGUCAUGCAAUAGACAAGCCAAGAUGGAAGCUGACUAACUAGUAAGUUUACUGUAGCCAAUUAUUAUGAAAGGCUAAGAAGAAAGCAAGGUGUGGAGUUGAGUAGCAUGUUAUGGUAUGGAGGUAAUGUGUCUAUAGCCAUGCAUUUAUUACAUGGUUAACACUAUUAAACAGGAUGAAGACUAAGGAUUUGAUGAUCAAAAGGGAAUUAUAACUUGAUCUUUGUUCUGUUUUGUGUAGUUGGCAAGCAGAGACCAGAAGUUGUUUAACUUUUUGAUUGCACAUACUCCAGAGCUGUAUGGGAGGCUAUACUCAUCAAGCUGUAGGUUUCUUGUCAUGUAGCCUCAUGGGAGAGUAGCUGGAGAUGGAUUAGUAAAAGAUUGAGAAGAAGGAAAUUAAGGAAGAAGUCCUCAAAGUAAGGUGUUCAAGAGUGCUUUUGCUACUGUCAUAUACUUCUUAUGGAGAGGGAGAAACAGCAGGAUCUUCAAGAAGGAAUCUCAUGCUCUUCAAGACUUCGUUUAUUGGAUUUUAUAUUUUAUUGAAUCUGUUAUCUAAUUGAGAAAGAACUAUGAUGUAAACCUUGGUAUGCCUGCGUAGGUGAUUGUACUGAAUUGCUUGAGUGGAAUGAAACCUUGCCUUCCUC
Rubroshorea leprosula is the source of this 1350-nucleotide messenger RNA. The record is from the annotation of a GenBank genome assembly. NCBI's taxonomy places the organism in Eukaryota, Viridiplantae, Streptophyta, Magnoliopsida, Malvales, Dipterocarpaceae.